AACUAAUAUUUUUGUACUAAUGGGACGCCGUUACACCGUUUUUUUGUGAAUAUUUCAAGAUGGCUUCCAAGAAAAAGCAGGAAGACAAACAUCUGCAAAUAUUAAGACAAUUAGUAGCAGAGCAGCACAAUAAAAAAUGUUUCGAUUGCGGGCAAAGGGGACCAACUUAUGUCAACAUGACAAUCGGUGCCUUUGUUUGUACCUCUUGCAGCGGAUUAUUGAGAGGUAUUAACCCACCUCAUCGUGUUAAAUCAAUAUCUAUGGCUAGCUUUACAGCAUCUGAAAUUGAGUUUUUGCAAAAGCAUGGCAAUGAGGUGUGUCGUAGCAUAUGGUUAGCAUUAUGGAAUUCAGCCUCACCUCCUGAACCAGAAUCGCGCGAUGAGCAAAAAUUAAAAGAUCUUAUUAGUCGCAAGUAUGAGAGAAAGAUGUGGUACAGCAGUCAACCUGUGGUUCGUGAGCCUGAAACUCAAGAGCCAGAAGUUAAACCUUUAAAAGCCCUUUUAGGUGAAAGUGCUCCUCAGGUGGUAAUGUCUUCCCAGAAAGAGCAAAAAUCUCAGAGAACUGCCUCAGUCUCAAGUCUAAAUAAACCUGCUCAAGUUUCAACUUUGAAAAGUUCAGAUUUGUUAGGUGAUUUAGGUAGUGAUCCAUUUGGUGCAUCUACUGUAACCUCUACCAAUUCUAAUCAGACUUUUGGGAUAUUUAAUCAACCUUCAACUCAAGAUCAGUUUGCUACAUUAAAUUCAGUAACUGGAUAUUCAGCACCUCCUUUUGAUUUUUUUGCAAAUUCAUCUGGUCAAUCACAGCAUGCGUCAGACUUUUUUUCCUCCUCCCAACCGAUAAACUUAAGCGGAACAUCAAAUUCAGUUCCAGUCUCGGAUAAAUACGCAGCAUUUUCAAACACAGAUCUCUUUAAAGCAAGUGAUUCACAUGCUGGGUUCAAUGGGUCAGUAUUCAGUAGUAUAUCUUCCGACAAUAAAGGCUUGGGUUCUCAACCUAAUCCAUUUUUGUCAUCAGGAAAUGCUUCCAGAUUAAGUAACGAACAUCAGCAGCAGCAAGCAAAACCAAAUCCUUUUUAUAGCAAUUCAUUUUCAACACAAACUCAGAUAUCGAACCAAAAUUCUUCAGUACAAUUUUCUGCAAAACAAAUUCAAGAAAGUGCACACCAAGGAUUUCAACCUAACAUUCAAACACUUCAACAAAAUCAAUUUUUGAAUCAACAAAAUUCAAGUGGUUUCCUAAAUCAGCCUUCAGGUUUUGGAAAUCAACCUACUAAUUUUGGUAAUCAACUUUCUAAUUUCGGAAACCAGUCUGCAGGGUAUGGAAAUCAAUCUGUUGGGUAUGGAAACCAAUCUGCAGCGUAUGGGAAUCAAUCUGUUGCUUUUGGAAACCAACCUACAUCUUUCGGAAGCCAAACUGCAGCUUUCGGAAGCCAACCUGCAGCUUUCGGAAGCCAACCUGCAGCUUUCGGAAGCCAACCUGCAGCUUUCGGAAAUCAACCAGCAGUUUAUCAAAAUAGUUACAAAUCUCAACAAACUGACUUGAAUGUUAUUUCACAACGAAAUGUAUUUGGGUCACCUCAAUCUAAUGACUUUUCAUCAAACAAUUUUGCUGCAAGUGGCAAUAUACAAAUUAAUGAUGCAUUCGGACAAUCUAAUCAGUUGAAUACUUGGAAUAAUAAUCAAAAUAUCGCUAACCAAUAUACAAAUACAUUACACCAAUCUCAUCAACAAACUUUAUUUCCAGGAGUUUCUAAUAACCAAGCGUUUCAUCAAGGAGUUAACGCACCAAAAGGAUUACAAAGCAAUAUGAAUAUUCUGCAAAGCCAUAUACCCGACAAUCAACUAUUACAGAAACAACAAACUCUCAAUCCGUCUCCGAUAAUUAAUUAUCAAAACCAGGCUCCAAGCAACCAAUCAAAUUUUUCAUCGUUCAGCAAUGUUCCCCAACAGCAGCAGUUUUGGACGCAGACUCAACCUGCAUCGAAAUCAACAAAUCCUUUUCUGUAACAGCUGAUACGUUUUGAUUAGACAUAUUUUUUUAUACAAACAGAAUGUAAUCGACAUUUUCUGCUUAGAAUUGAUAAACAUUUGUGCUUUUAAUUAGAUUCUUCUUUUAAGGUAAACCUACAAUUAGUAUAAAAGUAUACUAUUUUGUAUUAUUCAAUUCUAUGCGCUUUGUGUGAUUUUGCUUUUUUUUGCGUACAUUAUAGAAUUCUAUUAGUUUGGUUAAGGACUACCUUUUUUUUAAAAAAUCUACUCAAAUAGUUACGUGUGCUAGUUUAGAAGGUAUUGUUCAUGUAUUUAAAAUUUAACUUGUAAAUCGAAGAUUGUAUUAUAUUUGAAAAUUAAUUUUAUAUAUUCUUAAGUUUUUGUUUAUCAGUUUGUACUUUUUUGCUUGUAUUUUUUUUUAUUAAGAUUUAAAAAUGGUAUAAUAAUGCUUAGUCAUUUAUAAUCUAAUUUA
Molecule: messenger RNA, 2460 nt
Organism: Hydra vulgaris (swiftwater hydra)
Lineage: Eukaryota; Metazoa; Cnidaria; Hydrozoa; Anthoathecata; Hydridae
Product: arf-GAP domain and FG repeat-containing protein 1
Cellular component (GO): cytoplasm; membrane
Molecular function (GO): GTPase activator activity
Source: RefSeq, a predicted model, not a curated record